CGUUAUCUGCGUUAGUAAAUAACGAGGAGCACGUGAACACAUCCGUAUUGUUGUUCUUCAAACUGCAGUGCAUCAACGUGUCGAUUUUUUUGGAGAGUUGUUUGAUAGUUGUCUAUGAGGUUGACAGCAUUUGCGUCAGGACACAGUGUUAACGCAGUAGUCCGGACGUUGGCCAGACGUCACAACUGCUAAACGGGCUUCACAGGAGGCCGCUCGCUUGUUUUUCAACGUUGCACCGGGAAGCUAGCAGCUAGCUUCAGCUGCUAAAGAGCAGGCACGCAUGUCGUAUACUGGAGGCUCUCUCCUGAAACUGAGACUGGUUAAAGUUGUAUCAAUUGAUCAUUUAUUUGGAGAUAGGUUGCCCUGACAACUAGGUAUUUGAUGGGCAUGGCCUCUCGAAUAGAGUGUUUGUUUUUCAGUGAGUUUCACCCUACCCUGGGUCCAAAGAUAACGUAUCAGGUUCCAGAGGAAUACAUUUCACGAGAGCUGUUUGACACCGUUCAGGUCUAUAUCAUCACCAAGCCGGAACUGCAAAACAAAUUGAUAACCGUAACUGCCAUGGGGAAGAAGUUAAUUGGGUGUCCGGUGUGCAUCGAGCAUAAAAAGUACAGUAGAAACGCCCUCCUCUUCAACCUUGGCCUUGUUUGUGACGCCCAAACCAACACCUGUGCCCUUGAGCCAAUUGUCAAGAAGUUGUCCGGGUACCUCACCACUCUGGAGCUGGAGAGCGGCUUUAUAUCCAAUGAGGAGAGCAAGCAGAAACUUUUACCCAUUAUGUCGACCUUGUUAGAAGAACUUAAUGCCACAGGAGCGUGCACCUUACCCAUAGAUGAGUCCAACACUAUCCACUUAAAGCUGAUCCAGCUGCGUAAGGACCCCCCAAUCGUCCAGGAGUACGAUGUGCCCGUCUUCACCCAGUGCAAAGACUAUUUCAUCAAAUCUCAGUGGGAUCUCACCACUCAACAGAUUCUGCCCUACAUUGACGGAUUCCGACACAUCCAGAAAAUCGCUGCUGAAGCGGACGCGGAGAUGAAUCUGGUUCGCAUUGCGGUGCAGAAUCUUUUGUAUUAUGGGGCUGUGACCAUGGUAUCGAUAUUUCAGUACUCUAAUGUGUAUUGCACCACCCCCAAAGUCCAAAGCCUCAUAGAUGAUAAGUCCAUUCAGGAGGAGUGCCUCAACUACGUCACUAAGCAAGGUCAGAAGCGUGCCAGUCUGAGAGAUGUGUUCCAGCUGUACUGUGGUCUGAGUCCAGGAACCACCGUCCGAGACCUCUGUUCUCGCUACUCGCUGCAGCUUCAAAGGGUUGACGAGAGGAGGCUGAUCCAAUUUGGACUGAUGAAGUCCCUUAUUCGACGGCUGCAGAAAUAUCCAGUAAAGGUCAUCCGUGACGAGAGGAGCAGGCUGCCUCGACUCUACACCGGUUGUCAUAGUUAUGAUGAGAUCUGCUGCAAAACAGGUAUAAGUUACCAGGAGCUGGAUGAACGUUUGGAAAACGAUCCCAACAUCGUGGUGUGCUGGAAGUGACCUCCAUUUGGAAAUUCUUAAAGAUAAAGAAAUGCUUCAAUGUGAUGGGAAUAGUUUUCUUUAAAUACUGAUGGAAGUAAAGAAGUAUUUGUUAAAUUCAUAUUAAGAUCAAGUGAUGACUGUUAUAUUUAUUCAUAUUGUACAAAAGAGCCUUUGUGAUUAAUAAAAGAUGAUUCAACAAUGUGACAUUUUUUCUUAAAAUCCCAAUCUGUAGGAAUAGGGAAUUUGAAGCUUUAUGUGAUUUUGUAACCAUUAAAAAUUGAGCCUCCGAUUGAUAUAGAAGUAGAGGAAGACGGACCUAGGUCAUGUGUGUUUCUCUACCUCGGUAAUAUGACAGGAGAUGAUGUGUUGAGAGAAGGCAGGUAUCUGUUGAAAAUCAGCAGCUAGCAAAAGGCCGUUACAAAGAGAUGGCACAGGACGGAGCCACCAGCACUAGAGGCAUGGAUGAAGAUAGUUACUGAACUAAACGAUAUGGAACUGUUAACACACAAAAUUAGAACCAAAGAGGAACAAUGUCGUGACAAAUGGAAGAUGUUCAACACACUAACGCCAGUAAAGGUUUCUUCCCUGUGGGUAUGGGUAUGUAGGUAGACAUAUAUUUAUGUGUGUGUAUCCUGAAAAUGUGAAAAUAAAGUGAUAAAAAAGUAGAGUAGAGAAAUA
Pungitius pungitius (ninespine stickleback) is the source of this 2184-nucleotide messenger RNA. RefSeq names its product NPR2 like, GATOR1 complex subunit (gene nprl2). Gene Ontology annotation, cellular component: vacuolar membrane; GATOR1 complex. Lineage: Eukaryota; Metazoa; Chordata; Actinopteri; Perciformes; Gasterosteidae. The transcript has 11 exons. The record is from RefSeq and is a predicted model, not a curated record. Gene Ontology annotation, biological process: negative regulation of TORC1 signaling; positive regulation of autophagy; cellular response to amino acid starvation. The coding region runs from base 382 to 1524 and encodes 380 amino acids. Gene Ontology annotation, molecular function: GTPase activator activity.